Messenger RNA from Fukomys damarensis (Damara mole-rat), 3006 nucleotides. RefSeq names its product zinc finger protein 251 (gene Znf251). The record is from RefSeq and is a predicted model, not a curated record. Gene Ontology annotation, biological process: regulation of DNA-templated transcription. NCBI's taxonomy places the organism in Eukaryota, Metazoa, Chordata, Mammalia, Rodentia, Bathyergidae.
AAAAAAAAACAAAAAAAAAGGAAAACCAGCUUUUUUUAAAACCAAUUUUUAAUUCAUCUUCCUUGCCUGCUCAGCAUUUUUCCCUCACCCCUACAAUGGCAGUUUGGGAGCACCCUGAGGCGCAAGCCUGCAAGUGCCAGCUUGACUAACUGCCCCUCAGCCUCUGCCCUGCUAGAAGGCACUGUCUGAACAUUCUUUUCUUUGGGUUAGGAACAGUGGACAGCCCUUAUAGCACUGAAUACUACAUUUACAAGGCCACUUUCAAAUUAUGUGCAACAACUCUUGUCUUCCUUUUCAAGCGUUAAUUUGUCUUAAUUCUAGCAAAGUGUACAACUUAUUUGGGGGACAAGAUCAUUCUCGGCUUCAUUUGCAGUUUUUUUUUCCACGCUGCCUCCAUGGCUGUACCAAGUGCUCCUGUAGUUAAAACCGUUCCACUGCGGUACUGGCUACUGAAUCCAGGACUUUUGCACUGAGCUACAUCCCCAGGUUCCCUCCGCAAACCGGGUUUCCUUACGCUGCCUGGGCUGGGCUCAAAGUUUACAUCCUCCUCAACUUCCCAGAGUACUGGAAUAAGAGGUGCCGCCACACUCGGUUUAAAACCGUGCUUUUUUGGAACGACACUACAUGCGACUGUGGUGAGGAAGAAAAAGGACAUGCGCUGGGGCCUGGCAGAACGAAGGCAGGCGACCCUGACUACCUUGACUACAGAAUGUCGCGCAGUUCCCUGGAGACCCCAGAGUAGCGCCGGAAGUACACGCGGGAUAGGGCUUCAGCCCACUUCCGGUCUCCGGGCGGCGCCACCUCGCCCCCUCUCGAAGGCCCCGCCCCCAGCUGUCCGUGCUCUGUUAGUGCGGCUGCCGCACUGACUGACUUCUAGACGGGCUGAUCUCUUGUGGCACGGGUGGCAAACGCGGGGACGGCAGCUGUGCUCGAGGCUGCAGGCUGCAGAGUCCUCGGGUGCACACGAUUCGCAGGUCUCCGGCGGGAGCAGACACUGGUGUCGUGAGGCGUAAGCCUGGAGGCCACUGCAGUAGCCGAUCCCGGCCUUCUACCCGCAGCGGUGUGGGGCCGAGCCUGCGACCCGCCGGAGGGCCGCCUCCUACAGCCGCUGGGGUCUGGCAUCCGGUCCACAGGGCGAGAGACUGUCCUGCCUUCCAGCCGCCCAGACGCUUGCCCUAGGAGCGAUGCCGCUGACCUUCCAGGACGUGGCAGUGUACUUCUCCCGGGCGGAGCGGCGGCAGCUGGGGCCCGGGCAGCGUGCAUUGUACCGGGAUGUGAUGCUGGAAAACUACGGGAACGUGGCCUCGCUGGGAUUCCCUAUCCCGAAGCCAGAGCUGAUCUCCCAGCUGGAGCAAGAAGAGGAGCUGUGGGUUCUGGAUCUUCUAGGGGCUGAAGAACCAGAAGUCUUGAGAACCUGCUGGACAGAUUCUGAGAUUGGGACUGAGAAGCAACUAUCCAUUCUAGACCAGAAAGGUUCAGAAGAAGUAAAAGCCCCAGCAUUUUUGUCAAAUAGAUUCUCAAGGGCUAAUUCACAGGCACCUGAGUCCCAGGAAACUUGGGACCAUCAAGGAAAGGAAGAAGAGAACCUAGAAAAGUCUGCUGGACUAAAUUUGAAGAAACCUCCUCAACUUCACAAGACAGUUUUUAGAAACAAAUCUACCAUGUGUAGGGAACAACCUCCAGGACAAAGAACCCAGGAGUGUGCUGCACUUGAUAGAUACUUCAAUCUGAACCAAAAUGUUGUUGGACUUAAAAGAAAUAAAAUAGAAGAAAGAGUCUUUAAGUGUGAUAUAUGCAGCAAAACCUUCAAAUAUAAUUCAGACCUACGCCGCCAUCAGAGAAGUCAUACUGGGGAAAAGCCCUUUGAGUGUGGUCCAUGUGGGCGAGCCUUUACACAGAGCUCAAGCCUUACUUUACACCGGCGGGUUCACACUGGGAAUAAACCAUUUAAAUGUGGUGAAUGUGGUAAAAUGUUUGGGCUCAAUUCCUACCUCCUUUUACAUCAAAGAAUUCACACUGGAGAAAAACCCUUUGGGUGUAGUGAAUGUGGGAAGGCCUUCAGUCGAAGUUCAAGUCUUAUUCAACAUCGUGUAAUCCACACAGGGGAGAAACCUUAUAAAUGUAAGGAAUGUGGAAAAGCCUUCAGCCAGAGCCCCCAGUUAACUCAGCACCAGAGGAUCCACACAGGAGAGAAGCCCUAUGGAUGCAGUCAGUGCGGGAAGGCCUUCAGCCGAAGCUCCAGCCUUAUCCAGCACCAAAGGAUCCACACAGGAGAGAAGCCCUACGGAUGCAGCCAGUGUGGGAAAGUCUUCAGCCAGAGCUCAAGUCUCUUCCUCCAUCACAGGGUUCACACUGGGGAGAAGCCUUACGUGUGUAAGGAAUGUGGUAGAGCCUUUGGCUUCAACUCUCACCUUACAGAACACACGAGAAUCCACACUGGAGAGAAACCCUACACAUGCAGUGAAUGUGGCAAAGCCUUCAGCCGGAGCUGCACCCUCGUGCAACAUCGCAGAGUGCACACGGGGGAGAAGCCCUAUGAGUGCACCACAUGUGGCAAAGCCUUUAGCCAGAGCUCCCAGCUCACCCUACACCAGCGUGUCCAUACCGGGGAGAAGCCCUACACAUGUGCUGCCUGUGGCAAGGCCUUCAGCAGAAGGUCAGCCCUCUCUCAGCACCAGCGGGUUCACACAGGGAGAAUUCAUACAAGCAGAUGUGGCCCAGCCUUUGUUCCUGGCUCCUGCCUCAUGUCCCCUGAAAAGAGAGGGAGCAGAGCCGUCAGCCAAGGCUCAAACCUCUUUCUGCACUGGAGAGUUCACAUGGUUCUCAGGGGAUCUGCAGCUCAGCAGAGGAGACUUCAGAAAGCAGCAAAGCAUCAGCUGCCACAUCUGCCACACGACUCCAUGUUCAAGAACUGUAAUUACUGAUAGAAAUUUUUUGGAGGGAAUAUUGGGGAUUGAAUGCAGAGUCUUCUCAGGUUACCCAAAGUUGGUUUGAACUUGUGAUCCU